Colletotrichum lupini is the source of this 2532-nucleotide messenger RNA. RefSeq lists its product as uncharacterized. Bases 1 to 2532 code for a protein of 843 amino acids. Lineage: Eukaryota; Fungi; Ascomycota; Sordariomycetes; Glomerellales; Glomerellaceae. The transcript is spliced from 16 exons. The record is from RefSeq and is a predicted model, not a curated record.
AUGUCAACAAAUUUCGGAAAGGACGCGGUCGCGCACCGCAUGACGGUCCUCUGCAGGGAACUGAUUGGGCCGGAAAUUAGCUUUGGUCAGGGUCACUUCACGUGCCAAUCCGCUCAGCAGGGUGACGACCACCAGCCGUGCCACAUUUCAGUGUUUAGUUUGGCGAACCAUGGCCCCGGCGCGGCGUUCCUCAACGUUCUGCCGCUAGGUAACUUAGACAUCAAUUUGCAAUGCAAACGAAGAUUCAACAUCACCCUUCAACACGUUGUUACUGCAGUAUGCACCUUCAUGAGCCCACAGAUCCACUUCCCCCGCCUUGUCUACUUUGACAAGUCGAAUAUCGUCUUAGCAUGCCUCCUCAUCGGCGCCAGCAAUGUGUUGCUGGGGAGGAGUCAUUCUCGACUCGACCUAUUGGCCAACCCUUCCUGCCGCCUCGAAGUCUUCUAUGCUCAGCUCCCAGCAUCUGCGUAUCUGCAUACUUGCAGUACCGUCUUUGCCUGGCAGAAGUUCAUCCCAAUCUGCGGUACCAUCACCUGGCCAAUCCCUGUCAAGUCAACAAACAGAAUGCGGUUACGACGGCGGGAUCGUGUUGAUUACGAACUAGAAUUCUUCAACGCGCAGAAUAGCGGGCGGCCUUCCUUCGGUCCCAAGGGUCACUCGACCAAGGCUGAAUGCGAACAAGUGUUCGUCCAAUCAACUUACAAGAUCCAACCAACAUCAAAUCGGGUGUCUACCAAGAGAACCAUUGCGACAGCAUCGAAACUCUUUUGCUGGCCCUCUACAAUUUACAUCGCCCAUUGUGCCAACCACACCUGGUUCUUCGCUCUUUUCGCCACAGAGGAAGCAGAGAGCCACCCAACUGGCAUAUCACAUAGCGUGACACCUUGGUAUGUCACUCUUGAAUCAUCCUCGGCCCAACUAUCUGCACUAUGCACAAAUCAGCACAAGUUGUUGAACCACCCGACAGCCAGCCCCCAAAGAGCCAAGGGCCCAAACCACUAUGGAUCUACAAAACAACCAACCGAGUGUCAGCCUUGGGUGGUUCUGAAGGAGGAGAAUUUUGUCAUCAUCCUCCACUCGUCUGGAACAAGAUAUAUCUACGCGAAUGCACGAAAGACUGCAAAAAGCCCCUUCCCCACUAACCUUCCGGCGCACCGGAUGGAACGUCCGGGAGGUGACGGAGCCACAAAGGCACAGAGUCACAGACAGGCGGGCUGCGCUUCAUCAACUCGGACCCGGGCAACUCUAGGCCCGGUUCAUCAAGAAACGGCCCCAGUGUUCCAGAACAAGCUUGUCGAAGUUCUGCUUUCCCCCCACAUGACCGCCAACUUGACCAGGACUAUCCGUAACACUAACACCGAAGGACCUCACCAUGGAAAGCCACAAUCGGAAUCGGCACCCCGCCUCGACCGCAACAGCUCUCCAUCAUCUCUGCCACCUCGUGCGGGUGGCGGAUACUCCGGCCAUCUGUCUGUGACUGGCAGCUGCUUAAAACACAAUGCCUUGAAGGGAUCGGGAUCCUGGGAAGGCCAAGUCAGCCACACGCUGCACAGCUCCGCUUCCUGUCUGCCAAAACGCGACCCGUUCGCGUUGGCCGCCCACCUUCAAGAUAAAUGCGGCAAACGAGAAACGCGAAAAGAAGAAAAGAGGACGUUGGUGUUUCCAACGCUAGCGUUUCGCCGUUUCUGCCUAGCCUUUAGGCGAGUUUCUUCCCUCACUACGAGCAACGAACUAGAACCGAAUGGUGAUCGUCGUAACAUUCCUUCAGCCUGUCAGCCUGUCACUAGCGAAUCGACAUGGGUGCGUUCGAAGUUUCCCCCCUCCAGCCUCCAGGUCUCUCUGACAGACAUCAAAUCCCUCCGGUUCAUCCGUGCCGGAUCCGGGCGCGACGCCGUUGGCCACCCGUUUCUUCGGCUACUGGCACUGAUAAAAGGUAAACGGUUCUCAAACGGCGUGUGCGCCUCCCCGAAGGCGGGCUGCGAGCGGGCGUCUCUCCCGUUUUGCACGCGGCGCAUUUCGAAUCGCCACCCCCGGAUUAUGUACGGAGACUUUUCAACUAGAUGGCUGCCCCGAACCGUCAUGAACCUCGCCCUCACUCCAGGGCAUGGCACCAACCAAACCAGAUCACCCCUUACGAAGCGUUCGCCUCCAUACAGUGGUCGGAAAGUAGCACCUUUGACGCCCCUGGUGGGAGGGAGGUCUCUCCCCACAACGAGUGCAGCGCAACCAAGCCGAGUUAGCAACUUUGCUACGGAACAUGCUAAACCAAAGAAACGGUUACACAGCGUCCUCAUGGCUCUGGAUUCAAGCCCCACAAACCCGCACCGAUCGUCGUUGCGCUCCUGCAACUCUACCGUCGCCGUGAACAUUCUCAUUUCUAGGGUGUUUUAUACGCAGGAUAUUCAGAUACGGAUGCACGAACUUGGCUGUCACGCUGCAUUUCAUCUAUACAACGCGACACCCCAGGAGGGAAAUCGGUCACGCCGAACGUCCUUGGCAUCGAAACAUGAUCUGAUCUGGGAAAAACGCUAA